Molecule: messenger RNA, 5415 nt
Organism: Entelurus aequoreus (snake pipefish)
Lineage: Eukaryota; Metazoa; Chordata; Actinopteri; Syngnathiformes; Syngnathidae
Product: sodium- and chloride-dependent creatine transporter 1-like
Exons: 14
Coding region: 312-2303 (663 amino acids)
Biological process (GO): sodium ion transmembrane transport
Cellular component (GO): membrane
Source: RefSeq, a predicted model, not a curated record
GGUGGCGCCACAAGGACACACGUCCGUCCUGUCAUACAAGUGAAGGACUGUGUGUGCAGCGGCCAGCAGCCUCCUCCAACCUCCGCCUGGACUGGGACAAGCUCCACCAAAAGCAAGCCACCAGCUGCGGAAGUGCCUCUUCUAGCAGCCAUCCAUGACAUUCUUCAGGCUCACAUUCAAGUGCUUCGUCGACGGCUUCUGACGGACACAACCCACUCGGCCGCGUCUCUUGGUUGAGCUAACGUGAGGCUGCAUCGUCCAAAAACUGCGUGACAUUCAUUUGAGUGUUUCUCAAGAAAGUUGGGGGGCAAAUGCCGAAAAGAGCAGCGACACACAUCUUACCUGUUGUGACUCAGUGCGUGUCCAAAGGUAUGGGGGAGAAUACUCAAGGUGAACUCGGCCACACACAGAUGGAAGCAGGGGACUUGUCUGAAACAGAGGGUGAGGAAUCAGCUCACCCUCUGCGGCCUGUGCCUAGUGCGGGUCCAGGGCAUGGUGUGGGUGGAAGAGUGAGCCAAGAUGGAAGUAAUAAGGCUGUUGCAGUACCAGUGGUGGAGAGAGUAACUUGGACCAGACAAAUGGACUUCAUCAUGUCGUGCAUAGGAUUUGCUGUAGGCCUGGGCAAUGUGUGGCGCUUCCCUUACCUUUGCUACAAGAACGGAGGAGGCGUGUUUCUUAUCCCCUACCUGCUGAUAGUUUUCUUUGGGGGCAUCCCAGUAUUUUUCUUGGAAAUCGCUCUGGGACAGUUCAUGAAGCAGGGAGGGGUCUCUGCCUGGAACAUUGUACCUCUUUUCAAAGGUCUUGGCCUGGCAUCAAUGGUGAUUGUGUUUUUCUGCAACACCUACUACAUCAUGAUUCUUGUGUGGGGGCUCUACUUUCUCUGCCAUUCUUUCACUAAUCCACUGCCAUGGGCCACCUGUGGACACCCCUGGAACACUCCCAAAUGCACAGAGGACUUCCAUCACACCUGCCAAAGCAGUUCUCAAGACAUGAAUCACAGCUGUAUAGAGACUGAUGGCAUGCGCUCCCCAGUCCUGGAGUUUUGGGAGCGCAAAGUUCUCCAUCUGUCUAGUGGGAUUCAUCAGCCCGGUAGCAUCAACUUUGAGGUUGUGCCAUGUCUGAUUGCCACUUGGAUCAUUGUUUAUUUCUGCAUAUGGAAAGGAGUUAAAUCCACAGGAAAGGUUGUAUACUUCACAGCUCUGUUCCCUUAUGUGGUUCUGGUUAUUCUGUUGGCCCAUGCCCUCACCUUACCUGGAGCUUCAAAUGGAAUUAUAUACUACCUGAAACCAAAUUGGUCCAAACUGGGAGAAGCACAGGUAUGGAUUGAUGCUGGUACACAGAUUUUCUUCUCCUAUGCCAUCGGACUCGGUGCCCUGACUGCGCUGGGCAGCUACAACCGCUUCCAUUACAACUGUUACCAAGAUGCAUUUGUGCUGGCUGCCAUUAAUAGUGGAACCAGCUUAUUUGCAGGCUUUGUCGUGUUUUCUGUGUUGGGCUUCAUGGCGGCAGAGCAAGGUGUGGACAUCAGUAAGGUAGCUGAGAGUGGUCCUGGCCUGGUCUUUAUAGCAUACCCCAAGGCUGUGACUUUGAUGCCCCUGGCACCAUUAUGGGCCACACUCUUCUUUUUUAUGUUACUUAUAUUGGGCCUGGGCAGUCAGUUUGUUGGGGUAGAGGGUUUGGUAACCGGAAUCAUGGACAUGCUUCCUCCAAAAUGUGCUCAGGGCUACUUGCGACGAGAGGCAGUAGCAGGCAUCUGCUGUAUCAUCUGUUUUAUUAUUGACUUGUCCAUGGUCACAGAGGGAGGGAUGUAUGUCUUCCAGUUGUUUGACUACUAUUCUGCCAGUGGUAUCACUCUGCUGUGGCAGGCUUUCUGGGAGUGUGUGGUGAUUGCUUGGGUUUAUGGCGCAGACCGUUUCAUGGAUGAUGUGGCUCGUAUGAUUGGUUAUCAGCCUUUGCCUUACAUGAAGUGGUGCUGGUCCUACAUCACGCCCCUUGUUUGUGUAGGAGUGUUCCUUUUCCAUGUGGUGAACUUCAAGCCCCUAUCCUACAACACUGUGUACACCUACCCAUUAUGGGGUGAAAUGCUUGGCUGGGCAUUGGCUCUUUCCUCUAUGCUUUGUAUCCCACUUACUGUUAUCUUCAAGUUGCUGCGCUGCAAAGGAUCACUGCGCGAGCGGUGGACAUACCUCAUCACCCCACUUUGGGGCAGCCAUCACCUGGAGUAUCUUAUCCCAGAGAAUGAGGCCAAACUGCUGUCUACUGCAAGACCCAAGAAUACUCAUCUCUCCGAAAGUGUCAUCUGAUCUCAAAGCAGCCAUAAAGCACAAAACCCUUGUUGUCCUUUUGAUAUCAGCAAACACCCACACUAAUUCUACUAAUACUUAUAGGGGCUCUUAGCAACAUGGACACAGAUGCUUAGAGGGCGCUAACUUUCCAAUGUAUUUGAAAUGUUAUGUCCGACCCUCUUAUGGCUUCUAGGACAAAUGUACGUAACAAAUGCACGCGCAUUAGCUUUGGGUAUUGACAGCUAAUAGCGAUUCGGAUAGGUAGCAUUGGCUAUUGAAUGUAUCAUAACAACUACACAACUACAAAUUGUUCGUUACUUCUCUUAGACAGCUUUUGUAUGUGUGCACGCUGCCUGCGCGCCCCAAUCGUUUCAUUCCGGCCGAAAAAAUAUAUAUUACCUAAAAUUAAUAAUUGUGAAAAAUAUAGACAAUUGUAAAACAAUCUGCUGUUAAACCACUAAUGGCAACAUGAUAGCCAAUGGUGUUUUUGUUAUAUUUUUAACUUUAAAAAAUAACUGAGCAAGUGCAGACAGCCCCUUUAAAUGGUAAACUCUUUGUCUGAUGAGAGCUAAAUCAGAGCACCCUGAGUUGUAAAAGGAAUAAAAAAAACGUGCAGGCAGAGAAAUACAAAAAUAUCUCUAAUGGACCUAACUUGUAUUCUAAUACUUAUCAUCGUGUGACUUCCAGUUUUAAAUUUAAAAUGCAGAAAAAUAACGUAUGUUCAACCGAACCGAACUACACAUUCACAGAAAAAUAAAUCCAAGUUCUUUCAAAGAACACUAGCUGAUUUACUAUAACUGAAGUAUUUUGUGGCCAUUGUUGGGGGACCUAUAAUGAUUUUUUUUUUAACUUAUAAAUGUUGUUACACAAUGUUGGAUACUGUGUUAAACAAUGCCCAAAUGACAAAUAAUAAGGUUCAUGCAUUUGGGUGGGCCCUUUGUGAUGUCACAGUCUGACGGAUGUGAAUGCAGCCACUUUAAUUAAUGCUCUCUGCCAGGCCCCGCCUCUCUGCUCUCUUCAGCCCAUUUCUGGAGCCUUCAGUGUUGUUCCUUUUCGUUUCAUGCUUCCCCGCUUGCUUUGAUGCCAAUAAAAUACAUCCAUGUUUUACCUCCCCCGAUGCCAACGUUAGCUCAUCACUUGGCCAUCGCUGAACAUAAACAGUUCAUCCGGACAGCGUUCACAUCAUCGCUGGGGAUUUUAAUAAAGCAUGUCGGAAGAAGAGUACUAGCACAUCUAAUGUGCAACCAGUACGUUUAUGUGGGGCGGUAUAGCUCGGUUGGUAGAGCGGCCGUGCCAGCAACUUGAGGGUUGCAGGUUCGAUCCCCGCUUCCGCCAUCCUAGUCACUGCCGUUGUGUCCUUGGGCAAGACACUUUACCCACCUGCUCCCAGUGCCACCCACACUGGUUUGAAUGUAACUUAGAUAUUGGGUUUCACUAUGUAAAGCGCUUUGAGUCACUUGAGAAAAAGCGCUAUAUAAAUGUAAUUCACUUCAAUUCACUUCAACUAGGGGAGAAAACACUCGAUCAUGUUUUCACAAACAGACAUGCCUACAGAGCAAGCCCCUCUCCCACCUCGGAGACUCAGACCACCUCUCUGCUCCUCCACUCAUGCUACACCCCCUUCAGGAGGCAAGCAAAUACAGCCUCUCAAAUCUUUAAAACCUGGCCUGAAAACACUCCUCCAGCUGCAGGACUGCUUUGCCUGCACAGAGUGAAGCAUUCUUGAAGAGCAGGAUCUGGACACAUUCACAGAGUUUGUCCUUUACAUCAAGAGCUGCGCAGAAAAUGUCACAGGGAAGACUCAUCCGGGUCUUCCCAAACAAGCCCUGGAUGACAAACGAAGUCCAGACUCUGAUCAGAGCCCCAUACUCAGUCUUUAGGACAGAGGACCAGGGUUCUCUAUAGCACUGCCAGAGCCGACCUAAGGAGACGCAUCAAAAAGGCCAAGGACUCUCACAAAAGGAAAAUGGAGGGAUACUUGAUGGACAAUCACCCGCAUCAGAUGUGGAACGGCAUCCAGACCUAACUAACCACAGAGGCCACCGCUCUCCCACACUACCCGGCAGCGGCAGGCUGGCAGAGGAGCUGAACGGCCUCCUUGCUAGUUUGAGACCACCACCACACCUAGACCUCAGCAUUCAACACCAUCACCCCGGACAUUCUUUACAACAAACUCCUGCAGCUUCAGGUCGUCUUUGUGAAUUAGUGAAUUUUUACACAGUGAAACCCAUUAUCUAAGUUACAUUUAAAGGCCUACUGAAAGCCACUACUACCGACCACGCAGUCUGAUAGUUUAUAUAUCAAUGAUGAAAUCUUAACAUUAUAACACAUGCCAAUACGGCUGGGUUAACUUAUAAAGUGACAUUUUAAAUUUGCCGCUAAACUUCCGGUUCGAAACGCCUCUGAGGAUGACGUGUGCGUGUGACGUAGCCCGGCGAACACGGGUAUGCCUUCCACAUUGAAGCCGAUACGAAAAAGCUCUGUUUUCAUUUCAUAAUUCCACAGUAUUCUGGACAUCUGUGUUCGUGAAUCUGUUUCAAUCAUGUUCAUUGCAUUAUGGAGAAGGAAGCCAAGCAAGCAAAGAAGAAAGUUGUCGGUGCAAAAUGGACGUAUUUUUCGAACGUAGUCCGCCACAACAGUACACAGCCGGCGCUUCUUUGUUUACAUUCCCGAAAGAUGCAGUCAAGAUAGAAGAACUCGGAUAACAGAGACUCUAACCAGGAGGACUUUUGAUUUGGAUACACAGACGCCUGUAGAGAACUGGGACAACACAGACUCUUACCAGGAUUACUUUGAUUUGGAUGACAAAGACGCAGACGUGCUACUGUGAGUAUGCAGCUUUGGCUUUUUUUUGCGUAUGUACGUAACUUUUUUUAAAUAUAUAAGCUUUAUGAACCUUGGGUUAGGUGAACGGUCUUUUGGGCUGAGUGAUUGUGUGUGUUGAUCAUGUGUUUGAAUUGUAUUGGCGUGUUCUAUGGAGCUAGGAGCUAGCAGAGGAGCUAGGAACUAGCAUAACACGUACCGUACCGUACGUGCGCGUCACGUACGUAACUUUUUAAAAAUAUAUAAGCUUUAUGAACCUUGGGUUAGGUGAACGGUCUUUUGGGCUGAGUGAUUGUGUGUGUUGAUC